Molecule: messenger RNA, 4162 nt
Organism: Seriola dumerili (greater amberjack)
Lineage: Eukaryota; Metazoa; Chordata; Actinopteri; Carangiformes; Carangidae
Product: E3 ubiquitin-protein ligase RNF26-like
Exons: 2
Coding region: 96-1373 (425 amino acids)
Biological process (GO): protein ubiquitination; ubiquitin-dependent protein catabolic process
Molecular function (GO): ubiquitin protein ligase activity
Source: RefSeq, a predicted model, not a curated record
AAAACAUGGUAAAAAAAUAAUCAUGGCUAAUACUUGUAGUUCUCUGUGAAUGUUCCAGCGGUUAAAUCUUCCUGCGCCAUGUCGCUACGUCUAAUAUGGAUGAAGUGAACGUGGUGUCUCUUGCUGUUGGGAGAUGUGUGGACGCCUGCUGCCUGCUGCUCGACCUGGUUGUCAGGACGUUCAGCUGGCUGCUUCGCUUCCUGUCCGCCAUGGGCGUUUCCUUCCACAGCACGCUGGUCACCCUGAGCAGCUCCACUUUGGUCGAAUACUGGAACUUUGCUCUUUUCUCCUUCCUUACCGCCACCGAGGCCGUCUCCAGCGCUGCCCACGCAGCCCUGCACGCUGUGGAGGGCUGGCUGCAGACGCUGGGAGGUGUCUUUGAAAGUUUCAAGAUGAUCGGACACCUAUUCUGUCAUGUGGCGUGGCGCACCAAGGACGUCCUGCACCGCGGGUUUAUUUUAGGGAGCUGCAUCCUGCGACAGACAUGUGAGGGCGUCCUCAUCGCGCUCAGCCUCGUUCUCUACUUCGUCAACACGGUGGUCAACAUCGUGCUCAUCAGCACGCAGAACUGUCUGUCUGUGUUGGCGGGUGUCUGGGAGGCGGUGGCGGGCCCUGUCCACAAAGUAGCGGAGCUGGCUCUGAAUCUGCUGACCUUCCUGUACAGCUGUCUGGUCGGCGCCUCUGUGUUGCUGUGGACGCCCUGCCAGCUGCUGCUGGACUUCCUGGGAGCGCUGGGACGUGUCUUCAUCACUGUUUUCAUGGUUGACUCACACGGCCUGCUCGUCACAGCGGCCAUCAUCUCACUGGCUUUGCUGGUAUUGAACCCUCGGCUUCCUGUCCUUGCUGGACAGCUGAGCCUCCGUUUGGUCACCGCUCUGCCGGGGGCCCGUGGCAUAGAGACCACCUUUCGCAGGCUGUACGCGGUGAUGCUGGAACCAGCUCUGGUCUACCAGGAAGUCCACACCAGGGCAGGACAGGACACGAGCAGGACGAGGCUCCUGGACACAGACACGAGCGGCUUAAUGACUGAGGCCGACCCGCUGCCAGCGAGUAGCCUGAGCCAGCCGGAGUCAGUGCAGCCUCACGCUCAGCAGGACGGAGAGCCGGCGAGCGGCAGCAGCAGGAUGAGUACAUCCGAGCCGAGCUCGGUGGGGGAGGACGGCGAGCUGCUCACCAUGCUGAAGGAGCAGGAAGAGAGGAAGAAGUGUGUCAUCUGCCAGGACUUGAGCAAGACGGUGCUGCUGCUGCCGUGCCGUCACCUCUGCCUCUGCCGGCACUGCGCCGACAUCCUGACGCAGCGCAGACCCGCCCAGCAGCGCUGCUGUCCGCUGUGCCGGCAGCACAUCUCACAGACCUUGGACGUCUUCCUCUGAUCGGUGAUGGAUGAACAAUUACAAACUGCAGCGCACAAGAGAAACGUGGCUUUGUGGUUGCUUUUUCUGUAGAGCUACAACAAUUAAUCAAUUAAUCUAAUAGUUGAUCGACAGGAAAAUAAUAAGCAACUAUUUAGAUAAUCGUUUAAUCGUUAAGAGUCAUUUUUCUAUGAUAGCAAACCGUCUGUUUUGGACUCUUUCUUGGACAAAACAAGAUAUUUGAAGCAUUGAUUUGGAAAUUGGAACUCAUCAAUCAACUGAGAAAAUUAUUUACAGAUUAAUCAAUAAUAAAAAUAAUCAUUAGUUGCAGCCUCAUCUGUGCUCUCAUAUCAAACUCAUGAAUUAAUCAUUACACGAGUAGGUAUAUCUUAAUAGCUCUUGGGUAGUCAUGCCAUUGUGUUCACCAACAAUUAUUUUUAUUAUUGAUUAUUCUGCCGAUAAGUUUUGCCUCACAACUUUGCAGAGCUCAACACGCUUCCUUCAGAUGUAGUGUUCGACCUAAAGACCAAAUACUCAGAAAUACUUAGUUUGCGAACGGUGGGACCGCGUCGUCUCGUUUCAGCAUCGUCCUCGUAACGAGAGCGUGCACAGUCUCAUCGCAGCGCGUGUCAUGGGAAAAAAGGCAAAUUAACACAAAGACGAGAUGCUACAACUUCUGUUGCUGCUUGAUUCAGAAUGAACUCACUCUCCGUGACUCAUUUACAAGAGUCUCUCUGAUAUAAUCCACUGAUUUAAAGGUUCUCAGAAACACAGAGGUUGUUGUUUAUCAAAAAACCGAAGCAGGCCCCGCCCCCUGUUAGUCAUUGACCACAACCUGAAACUGAGCGAGGAUCAGGAGAAAAACAUCAGUUAUGUAAUUAUUUCAGCUAUGGUAACGGUCACUGCUGCGUAUUGCCACUGAUUUCCUGAUUUCUUCAAAAUCUAAUCAGUUCAUCCUUCAGUCCCAGUGAAUGUUUGUGCCAAAUUUGAAGAAGUUUGGUAAAGGAGUUACUGAGAUAUCACGUCCACGGGAACGGGACGGACGGAAACCUGAAAACAAAACGGCUGCUGCUCCGACUGUCGCCGGCGGGAAGGAAUAAAAAUAUUAACGUUUACAUUAAGAAUGACAUUAAUGCACUAGUUACUUAACGUGACGGACAGUUCACACGCACGUCUCCAGAAACAAUAGGAAGGUCAGUGAUGUGCGUUGCUAACACGCUCCUGUGCACCAGCUGCGUUAGGUACGAACGGGUACACGCGACUUCUCUCGGCACAUGGCUUUGCUUUUCUCCAGCUCCUCGCCGUCAAAAGAGUUUUUAAGUCCGAAAUGUAGCCACACAUCUGCCUUUAGACCUGUGCCUUCACCGCGUCUGCCGUGGCCCUCACAUGACCAGAUGUCGUUACGUGAGACGGGUGGUCACACGAGACUAACGGGGUUAGAGCUUCAAACAUCCACGGCCCAAAUUUAAUAUCACAAACUUUUCUGUUUUAAUAUCAUUAUAAAUGAAUGAUAAAGUAAUUGAUUAAUGAGUUCAUCACACAGUCACUAUCUUAGCGUUUGAGGGACCAUUGUGGAACAGUUAUGUAAAAUAUCUUUGCCAAAAGCAGUUGUAAAAUGAAUUGCCACAGGGCUGAACAAGCCACCGUAGAUGAUCACCACUACAGUGCACAUGUCCAUCAGACCCUGUGUAGAUAUCAUUUCAUAUGAAAUACUGGAAAUAUAUUCAGAUAUGACUGGAAUUUUUUUAAGUUAUGUAACUCAUCUAACCGAUCAGUAUUAAGUACAGCUCGUACACAAACAUUUAAUAAAUGGUUUAUAACACACUAUAACGUAGUUGUAAACGGAUAUAAAGACAUUAAGUCAAAAAUAUUCAUAGUCGUAACGGCUCCUAUGAAAACAUUUUAUAUUAUUCCAGCUGUAUUUUACUGUGUUGUUAAUUAUCUGUUUAUACAGGAGGAGAUAGAGUUGUGAACAAAUACUUUAUACAUACAUAUACAGAAAACACAACUACAUCAUAGUGUGUUAUAAACCAUCUAUUACAUGUUUAUAUGCAAAUAUUUUAUUUUAAAGUCGCCUUGUUUUUUUUUACUUUUGAGACAAAGAAAGAAACUUGAACAUGUUCAUUUCUGGAUUCCAGAAACUGUGACAGACAUUUUUCAAUAUUUCCUGACAAUUUAUGGACCUAACAAUCAAUACUGAAAAUCAUCAUGAUCAAUACAUUAUUUUACAUUUUCUUUUACAUUUCAGAAAAAGUUUAGAGUUUAUUUCUAUUGGCUAAACCUUGUUCAUUAAUGUUUUGAUUGCCUUUUGUUCUUUUUUUAAAAAUCAAUUUCCAGUUGCACUAUCUGUAUUACACUGGUCUCAGUAGAAGCACAAAUAUUGAACUCCAUUUCUGCACAUUGGUAUUUAACCUUCAAAUGUGGAAGUAUGUUUAUCUUCUGAGAGAGUGCCAUCAACUCUGAAAUGCCAAAACAAGGAAACGUUCUUAAAUCUCUAGAUAUGUAAAGAAAUGUGGAAGGUCACUGGCUGCUGAUUAUUAACACUGGAUUUAUACACUUGAGGUUUUGUGCCAAAGACUUUAAGUUACAAUUGUUUUUGUAUUUAAAUGUAUUGUCCUGUUUUUUUUCAUAUUUCGAACUUUUUUUUUAUUUUUAUUUAAAAGUUGUCACAUUUGUUUAAGACAGAAUAUCUGCUCAGGAUGUUUAAUUUGAGUUAAUUUGAAACUAUUUUAAGUUUUAACAUGUAAUAGACGAUGCCUUCUUUUAGCGCACUGCUACAGAUUACAAAACAUAAAAAACUGAGUGAAUCA